Nothoprocta perdicaria is the source of this 1482-nucleotide messenger RNA. It is a transcript of the gene ANXA10, whose product is annotated as annexin A10. The transcript is spliced from 14 exons. NCBI's taxonomy places the organism in Eukaryota, Metazoa, Chordata, Aves, Tinamiformes, Tinamidae. The record is from RefSeq and is a predicted model, not a curated record. Gene Ontology annotation, cellular component: cytoplasm. Bases 315 to 1292 code for a protein of 325 amino acids. Gene Ontology annotation, molecular function: calcium-dependent phospholipid binding; calcium ion binding.
AGUCGGUGCUCGGGGGUGCUCGAGAGAGAGGGGCUUGUUCUUGCCCUUGAGUGUCGCUGCUGAAGGAGAGAGGAAUUUUGUAUGGCUGUAAGAUGUGUAUGCUCACCCAGAAAGGAGAAUAUCUGUGCUUGCUGUUGCCUCCUGUGCACGUCUACAGUGUACCAGGUUAGGGCAGRACCUGGCCUUAACAACCCAAAGAGUAAAUCAUAGGCAGCCUUGAAAACAGAGCAAAAGACUUUAACUUGUUGAAUUGCUGGCCUCAUCCAGAAGAGCUUUCAUUUUGAUCUCAACAGAACUUGGAGAUUUGCAUCAAAAUGUAUUGUGGAAACUACCAGAUACAGGGAACAAUUUUUCCUGCUCCAAAUUUUAAUCCUAUUAUGGAUGCCCAGUUGCUAGGAGGAGCCCUMCAAGGGAUUAGUUGUGAAAAAGAUGUAUUGAUUGAUAUCCUAACACAGCGCUGCAAUUCACAACGUCUUAUGAUUGCAGAGGCUUACAGAGACAUGUAUGGCAGGGAUUUAAUAGCAGACCUAAAAGAGAAUCUUUCUCAUCACUUCAAAGAAGUCAUGGUUGGCCUGAUGUAUCCACCUGCGUCCUAUGACGCUCAUGAGCUCUGGCAUGCCUUGAAGGGAGUAGACACGGAAGAAAAAUGUCUAAUUGAUAUAUUGGCCUCGAGGUCAAAUAUGGAGAUCUACCAGAUUAAAGAAGCCUACUUAAUGCAGUAUAAUAAUGAUCUUCAACAAGACAUUGAUUCUGAGACUUCAGGUCACUUCAGAGAUACACUUAUGAACCUUGCUCAGGGAACAAGAAUGGAAGGAUUUGCAGAUCCUUCUGCAGCUGCUCAGGAUGCAAUGAUCCUGUGGGAAGCAUGUCAGCAGAAAACAGGGGAGCACAAAAACAUGCUCCAAAUGAUUCUUUGCAACAGGAGUUACCAGCAGUUGUGGAUGGUUUUCCAGGAGUUCCAAAAUAUCUCUGGGCAAGACAUAGUAGAUGCUAUAAAUGAAUGUUAUGAUGGAUACUUUCAAGAACUACUGGUUGCAAUAGUUCUCUGUGUUCAGGACAAGCCUUCGUAUUUUGCUUACAGGCUUUAUAAUGCAAUCCAUGAUUUUGGAUUUCAUAAUAAAACAGUUAUAAGGAUUCUCAUCGCUAGGAGUGAAAUUGACCUCAUGACCAUAAGACAACGAUACAAGGAGAGAUAUGGGAAAUCACUUUUUCAUGAUAUUAAACAUUUUGCUUCCGGCCAUUAUGAGAGUGCUCUACUUGCCAUCUGUGCUGGUGAUGCUGAAGAAUAUUAAGCAAGACAACAGUGAAUUUUGAAGUCUGUACAAAUCCAUUUUAAGGUGAAAUUGAAACUAUAGAUGGUCUGUAACUGUAAGCUCUCCCUAUACUACAAGAAAAAAAGUCGUAUGUAUUUUUCUAAUUUUAAAUCUUUCUUGAAGCAGGAAAACAAUGUAUAAAAAAAGAUCCUGUCAGGAACAUUUUUAU